Molecule: messenger RNA, 1392 nt
Organism: Helianthus annuus (common sunflower)
Lineage: Eukaryota; Viridiplantae; Streptophyta; Magnoliopsida; Asterales; Asteraceae
Product: proline-rich protein 36-like
Exons: 1
Coding region: 1-1392 (463 amino acids)
Source: RefSeq, a predicted model, not a curated record
AUGGCGAUCGUGUCAGAUGACGAGAUUCCGUCAAAGCGAGAGGUCUACACAUCAGACACCACCAGCACUGAUGACAAUAAUUUCCAGCCGUUCGCGCUGCCCGACGUCGGAGUUGAGCCUGCUGAUGGCUUUCCUGCCGGGGAUUUACCACUUGCGGUGAUCCCUGCUCCUAUACCUCUUGCUGCUUUUCCAGUAUUAGACAUGCCACUCGAUGUCGUUUCUGACGACGACAUUGAUUUAUUCGAGGAGGAUCCACCUGAGGCUGACCAUGAGGGCGGGGCCCCUAUUGUUACUGACGUCAUUCUUCCCAUUGCUGAGGCCCCUAUAGAGGAGCUUCCUGUUGGUUCACCUGUCCCAGAUUCCUUUGAGUCUGUGGCGUCUGCAUCCUUACACACUCAGGGAGUGCAGCAUCACUCUCCUGACACCCCGACAUGGCGUUAUCAGCUGCACCUGCUCCCGCACACGAGUUCGAGUUUGACCACGAGGUCGAUGAUGAUCUUGAUCCAGUCUUUCCCCCUGAUUUCGAUCCUGACCAGGAGAUCGAGUUCAUUCACUUGGGCCGCCUUAGAGGCGCCCGAAGAUCCUAUUGAUCCUUUGUUUGACAUUCCUGCUGAUUUUGAUAUGGAUCUUGUUGACCCGGAGCCUGUCGUGGCCCCAGAGCCUGUAGCUGCUCCUGAUCCUACACUAGAGUAUGACCCUGUUCAUGAUGAUGCACCAGCCAUUACACCUCUUGUUAACGAUAUACCCAUUGCUGACCCCCCAGUUGUUGCUCCACCGUUGGUGGAUGACCCUGUUGUUGAUGCGCCGAUUCCUGAUCCUGUGCCGGUAUUGUAUGACCGUGCACCUUUUGCUGCUCAUAUAGAUCCACGAUAUGCCGACACCCACAACGGGUGGAUCGAUGACGAUGACGAUUACCCACCAUUUGUGUUACCUGUUACACCUCCAGUAGCCCUCGUUUCAGCACCCAUUGAUAUCCCGUUGUUUCCCCCACACACCACAGACGCUCACCGCACUGAUCUCCCUAUUACGUUCCUUCAGGACAUACCACCAUCUCGUCCUGGAGAGGGGUCAUCUAGGCAGCCGCCUGUUUUUGCUCCACCCGUGCUGUCAUCACCUUUUCCGUUUGCAUCACAGUUUCCCCAUGUUGCACCACCUACUGCACCAUCCUUCACUCCAUCGAUCGAGCCAUUUUUAUGGAAUACGCCCCCUAUCAUGCCAUUGUCUGAUCCGUACCACCCAUACCAUGUUGGGUAUUCUACGGAGUACAUCCUUACAUCCUUGAUGAUACAGCAGGAGGCAUUGACACGCCGUAUACAGGAGUUGGAGAGAGCUCCACGACCACCUUACCAAUAUCAGACCCCAUUUCACCUGAUUCAGACGUCCGUUUCUUGA